Molecule: messenger RNA, 662 nt
Organism: Cucurbita maxima (winter squash)
Lineage: Eukaryota; Viridiplantae; Streptophyta; Magnoliopsida; Cucurbitales; Cucurbitaceae
Exons: 2
Coding region: 95-526 (143 amino acids)
Source: RefSeq, a predicted model, not a curated record
GGAACGAACUGAGGGGGGCCAGUGAAGUGAAUCGGUGGAUGCAGACCAAGGAACGAAUUCUUGGUUUCAAUCUGGAAUAGGAAUCUUUGCCGAGAUGCUAAUCGGAACCGUAAUCGCACCUCGUUACUUUUUCUCGAGAAACAAACAAAAAUCAUCUGCGUCCUCACCGUUUUCUUCUUCGCCGGUGGUUCCUCUGUGCUCAGGGAGAAGGCCUAGAGAUCCACGAAAAGAUGACGAUAAUGAUGAUCAGAAACGUGAUAAGCCCUCAACAGAUUGGGACAAGGCUUGGUCGAAGUUCAGAAAGCGAGGGAAAAAGACGAUCUUCUCGGAUUUCUCUCCAAACAAAUAUGUAAGCUGGAAUCCGCGAAGAUCGGAAUAUCCAUUGUCCGAAGAAGUAGAUCCCAUCAAAAGAACAGAGAGAUCAAACCUGAUGCUGUGGACUAGUCCAAGGUUUACUCUAGCAGGUGCAAUUGUAAUUGUCACAUUCCUGUUGGUCUAUACCAUUCUUGCACCAAUUAAUAAGUGAUUUUUGCUUAGCUCCUACCUUGCUUCUUCUUCUUCUUCAUCUUAUGAUGUUCUUGAUUGUAGACAGGGAGAUUCAGUUGAAGAAGGUCUGUAAAUUUGUAUGGAAAUUCAAUGGAAUCUGUGUUCUUCUUUGUUUU